This is a messenger RNA of Punica granatum (pomegranate), 2908 nucleotides long. Lineage: Eukaryota; Viridiplantae; Streptophyta; Magnoliopsida; Myrtales; Lythraceae. The record is from RefSeq and is a predicted model, not a curated record.
UUUUGCUUAACUCGCGUAACCAUUGCUCGUCUUACCUCUCUCUCUCUCUCUCUCUCUCUGAUAUCUUAGUAGCUCCUUCUUUCUACUUCUCCAUAUAUCCCCUACUAUAGCUUAGCUAGAAGCUUUCGCUUUCUCCUUGUUUUUCUCCAAUCUCCACAUUUGCAGACUACUGUCAUGGGUAGAGAAUGGUACUCUUUGAGUGGAGGAAGAUCUUCUACUUCUUCUUCUUCUUCUUCUUCUUCUUCAUGUACCUCUAAUUCGAAGAGAAGAAGGGGAUCAGGAGGAGCUGGAGUGGAGAAGGAGACCUCAUCAUCUUCGUUAUCGUCAUCCACGGGAGGGUGCAUGAGUGGAGUGUUUCAGCUCUUUGAUUUUCAUCAAUUCCAUUUUCCUAGUUUACACCACCAGCCUCCUUUCAAGUUCCCUACUUCUUCUCACUCCUUCCAUGAGAAUGAGGAGCCUUCUACUGUCCUCAAAGGUACCGAGGCACCAAGAAAUAGCUUGGAAUUGGACCGGUCGUCUCCAUUGCCAUCCUCCUCAUCCAUACUUAGGAAGGACGCACACUUGCCAUUGCCAUCCUCCUCCAACAUUAUUAGAAAGGAUGAACACUUACUUCCACCCGCAAUGGGCAUCCAAAUCAAAACAAGUCGUGACAAAAGGUCUAAUCCGGCCUUGUCGCCAGAAAUCAUCUCCUCCCCUGGGACGAGGACGCCGACUCUCGUGGCAAGGCUGAUGGGCCUUGAUCUGCUGCCCGACAGCGCAUCUUCCUCCCAUAGACCCUCCUCGACCCUAGACACUGCCCCGUCCAUCCGGCGGCAGUCGUUCCACACUUCCCGGACUCCGCACCACCGAUCAAGCAGCGGCCGGAAGAGCUGCUCCGACGUCGACUACUCUAGCUACGGUACCAGGUCCCUGCCUGAGACACCAAGGAUGUCUUUGGCGAGGCGGUCCGACGUGGACCACCACCACCGGUUGUCCCUCCAGAUCAACAAGGAGAACACGGGCGGUGCGAGCGAAGAGUUUAAUUUCUCUCGGUUCAGGAGGGAGCUCAAGUGCAGCUCCGAGAAUGGGACCGCCAGGAGCCCAAGCCACUAUGCGAGGCAGAUUGUGAAGCAAGUCAAGGAGAGAGUGAGCAGGAGGGUCGGGAUGAUCGAUAUCACGAACAUGAUAAGGAGCAGACCAGAGCAAGGAAUCACUAAGGAUCAUGUGUCAAAGCCGAAGAAGCCUCCGGGGAACUCAAGAAUAAUAAUGGUGGAGGACUCGAGCCCAUCGUGCUCACCGAGGCUCAGGGUUCCGGACACUAAUAAGACACGGAGACCUCACUGCCUUGAGGUACAGUUGGAGUCGAUCCAGCCCACAGGAGACGCAGUGAGGAUGAAGCCUCAGUGCUAUAAUAAUACCGCUCGGAAAUUAUCUUGCUGGAAAUCGGAUUCGGGGAAUGAAUGGGUGACUAGGCCUACUAAGUUAGCAGCAACAGAGUAUGUGAGGAAGAAGCAAGAGGAACCGUUUGUACGGGCGUCGAAGACUACGACAACGAGGUCUAAUCAUAGGAAGAGUGACAAUAAUAUUGUUGUCAAAAAGAAAGGCAAGACGACGUCGUUUGCCGUUAGGAAACUUGUGGGUACCUCAAAUACUGCUGCUGCGGCUGCUGUUCUCCCUGUCAAGAAAGAUCCUUCUCCUCCAGCAACGAAAAUUAUUCCUCAGAAACAGGUGCAAGACAUUCAAACAUCCAGACACGGCUCUCAGCUUUCCGUCUGCAUGAGCCAUGGGUACCGCCCUGCGCAUGUGGUCGAAGAGAACGUGAUGAGGGACAAGCUUGGUAGCACCACGUCCGUCACCACCAUAAUUACUGAUCAUAGACGAGCGGAAUCACAAUAUGCCUAUGAAAUAUUAAGAUCAAUCGGUAUAGCAAGGGAUACCCAGCUAUUGUCCUUCAGCAGGUGGUUCUCUCCAUCUCACCCUUUAGACCCGUCCAUCUUCAAUGCCUUGGAGAGUACAUAUGAUCCUGUACACUCAACGACCGGUGAUCCAGAUGAUGGUGUCAUGCGCCAAUCCUUAGACCGUCAAUGCAACCGAAAGCUAGUGUUCGAACUCGUGGACGAACUCUUGGCUGACCUAUUGAAGCCUCACCUGAAUUGUCAAGCAUGGAUCAACAGGGCAAAAUUAUACGGCCGACCUGCAUGCAGGACUGGGUCAGAGUUAAUCGAUAAACUCCAAGCCAAAAUCAAGAGCUUCCCUCGAGCCGACUGCCACGUGCUCAAGGACAUCGAUGCGAUUAUCGACGGGGAUUUGCCAAGAUCGGAGGUCCAGAUCAGCCGAAGGGCAUUUGAAGAAGCAGGAGAUGGCCUGGUCUCGGAACUUGAACGGGACAUAUGGGACGACCUCGUACGAGAAGUUGUUACGGAAACGGCAUCUCGGACUGUACAUAGAAACGGCGUCGUAAGUGGGACCUUUGAUUUUGGGGGACAAGGGCUCAGAGGGGGCGAACACAGAAGGUCACGUGAUGAGGUCAGUCACGUGAUCAGAUGCUGAGACCGUGGAGCCCACAUGUGACACGUAGGAGUUGGUGGGGCUGUCUCAGAGUUGAUCCGACAAUACCCGUUUCUUAUUGGUUCAAAAAGGCCAUUGGUCAGAGGAAUCCAUACUAGUUAGAACUUAGAUCUCCUUUUGUAUAUUAUAUAUUAUCUUUUUCGAAAUAUAUAUAUUUCACUAAAUAAUAAAAGGGUCCGAUAACCAGCGGAACGUGGUCCCUAACAUGUGUGCUUUGAUGGUGUUGUCCCCAUUCGAUGUAUUUAUAUAAAUACUUGAAGAACUAUCACAUGUGUCCACACUAUAUUUGUAUAUAUAGUUGUGAUUGGAUCAUAUGGAAUUUCCCUACCCAUCGUGAUUGGCCACCCAACAUACUUAAUUC